This is a messenger RNA of Suillus subaureus, 411 nucleotides long. Its product is annotated as NUDIX hydrolase domain-like protein. Lineage: Eukaryota; Fungi; Basidiomycota; Agaricomycetes; Boletales; Suillaceae. Gene Ontology annotation, molecular function: diphosphoinositol-polyphosphate diphosphatase activity; bis(5'-adenosyl)-hexaphosphatase activity; endopolyphosphatase activity. Gene Ontology annotation, cellular component: nucleus; cytoplasm. The transcript is spliced from 3 exons. The record is from RefSeq and is a predicted model, not a curated record. Gene Ontology annotation, biological process: diadenosine hexaphosphate catabolic process; diadenosine pentaphosphate catabolic process; diphosphoinositol polyphosphate metabolic process. Bases 1 to 411 code for a protein of 136 amino acids.
AUGGGCACCAAAGGCCGUGAAGUUCCUCGUGUCGUGUGCUGUGCCAUUCCAUUGGCUAGUACAUCUGGAAAGGUCCUCGUUAUAACUAGUCGCAAACGACAAGAUUUAUGGGUUUUACCUAAAGGAGGUUGGGAGUUGUCGGAUGUUACUUUAGAGAGGGCAGCCUCGCGGGAAGCCUUAGAAGAAGCGGGCGUUCGAGGCAAUAUAACUCGAUAUGUGACGACCAUCAACUCGCCCUCAACAACGUAUCACUUCUACGAACUUGAAGUCACGACUCUCGACAAGGAUUGGUUAGAAAGCCGGGAGCGGAAAAGAGAGUGGGUGGAUUAUGCCGAGGCGAUGAAACGGGUCGCAUGGAAGACCGAACUUGCGCAAGGACUUAUGCUUUCUACGUUGGCGCCACGGCGGUAG